Messenger RNA from Cavia porcellus (domestic guinea pig), 10071 nucleotides. RefSeq names its product U6 snRNA-associated Sm-like protein LSm6. The transcript has a single exon. The record is from RefSeq and is a predicted model, not a curated record. Gene Ontology annotation, cellular component: nucleolus; P-body; U6 snRNP. Gene Ontology annotation, molecular function: RNA binding. Lineage: Eukaryota; Metazoa; Chordata; Mammalia; Rodentia; Caviidae. Gene Ontology annotation, biological process: mRNA splicing, via spliceosome; maturation of SSU-rRNA. Bases 7831 to 8028 code for a protein of 65 amino acids.
CUGGCCUCUGUCACACGGAGCUGAGCAGCACCUGCCAGGCACACUGUCUGGAGCCAUUGAUGCAGAUGCUCAAGGGACUGCCGUGGGCCCUGUCUCCUUCCUGCUUCUUUCUGCAGCAGCAGCAGCCCCCCUGGGCAGGCUCCUUGAGUCCACCACUGCUUGCCUUCCUUCCCUGCAAGUUUGUGGGGAAACAGCCCCUCUGGGGAAUGUUCAUAUCUCUUGCAGGUCCUUGAUGCAUGGUCCUGGAGCCCUGUGGAAGUCUAGAGCCUUCCAGUUGUUUCUGGGGGUGUGUGUGUGUGUGUGUGUGUGUGUGUGUGUGUGUGUGCGACUUUGUAUAUAAACAUGCGCACCUGGCCUUGCUUUCCUCCCAUCUAUUCCAGCAGGGCUCUGGGCUUUAGUGCAGUUAGGCCUCAAGCAUGGGACCAGCAAAUCUGUACCUUGAGACCUUUCUGGAGGAGGCUGCUGUGCUCUUUAUCACCAGCCCAAGCCCUGGUAUUGGAGUGAGGCUGAGUGUCCUUGUGGGUACAUUCCUUGGGUGAACACCUAGUGUAUUCUGGUGUUCUUCAUUGAGAUUAAGUGGAUCACGUGGUUUUUUUUCACUCAGUAGAAGGGGCCUCUUAGCCCACUGGUGACCAAAACUGACCACUCUUUGUCCCUUUCACAGUGGGUCUGAUGUGCAUCAUGCCCAGAAGGGGCUCUAGAAGCCCUGGCUUCCCCCACUGUCCCUCAGUUCUCCUAUACCUGUGGAUGUCAUUAAAAAGUAAGCCAUCCCUACUCAGAGUGUUCAGAAAGGAAGGAGAUUCAGCCUCUUUGCAGUGAUAAUUUCAUCACCUAAAUGCAUAGUUCAGCUUCAUAUUAAGGAGGUCACUAACUGUCACUGCAAUGUGCAGUGCUAGGGUGAGGGCAGUGGCCUGCUACUGUUAAGGGCCGUUGGUCAGACUUGCUUGAUGAGGACAGAGAAAAUCAGGCUGUGCACCAGCAUAUACUUUUUGAGAGUCCAAUGCAUGCUGGCACAGGGUCAUUCUGGAGAGACCACUUGGGGACUCAUCAACUAUAGAAGAUCUGUAAUGAGCAAACUAUCUCAGAGACAAGGGAAGAUACUUCAUGGGAGCUGGUGCGAGGUGAAAAGUCUCCACUGCCCUCUUUGAGACAGGUAUCCUGCUCCUCAAGGCUCAGCUGGGUUGACAACAUCAGAGAGAAAGAAGCCAGAAGCCCCAGAACCUCCCAGAUGGCCCAGAGGGACGGAGUUGUAAACAGUACAACCUUUAUUGUUCACUGAUCUAGGUUAAGUUUCUGACAGAGGCAUUGGGGACUAAUGAGCCCCAUCUGAGAGAUUAGCAGCUGAAAACCAGGUGGGGCAAUGCAAAUCUAAUUCCAGCACUUGGGAAGCUAAGGCAAGAGUAUUGCUCUGAGUUUGAAGCCAGGCUAGGGUACAUAGUGAGUCCAAAGCUAGCCUAAAUUACAUAGCAAGACCCAGAUAGACAGACUUGACUGAUUUAAAAAAAAAAAAAAAAAUUAGCAGCUAGAAAGACCUUUUCUCAGAAACCAGCUGCCUCCUAUCCCAAGCAUCAUGAGUGUAUGUCUUUUCUACCUAGUACAUUUCCAAAAGACUGGAAUCAAGAAUGUGAAGGUCCUUGGCCACAGCAAAGAAGCCCUGUCUGCAUGUGGCCACAGAGACAAGGGGCCUGCCUCUUGCAGGUUGUGUGGGGAUGGCCAUAUAGCAUGUCUCUUGUGGUGGGCGGCUGGAAGGAAUACUGAGGCAGGACACAGUCCAGACCCAAGGCCAAUGGGCCCUGUGUUGUCCUCUUAUUGGAAUUGCAUUCUCUGAACUCACUGUUACACUGGCCUCAGCCCCAGAGGUGGGGCAGUGAUGUUCUCUUUGGAGCUGGACUCAGCUGACAGCUUAAGUGCUGACCUGGGAAGCCUUAACUCUCUCAGAGCAGCCCUGUUUAGGGGGCCCUACUGUCCAUACCCAGGGGGCUCGGGCAGAGCCCUGCCUAGCGCCUGGUGUGACCCGUCUCCCCACCCCACAGGUGUUAAUUCACCUUCAUGGCUCUACUCCAGGACUGUUGAGUGUGGGAGUUGCUUUAGUUUCAAUCCCUCUUGCCAGGGAUGCUAAAACCACCGACCUGGCUCUUGCUUUUCUCUCAUGUGCACCCUCCUCCCCUGAACACUCCCAAUCCUUUGUCCCCAGGUCCUGCUCCAUGUCCACACCAUAUCUGGAUUAAUGUCUGCCCUGCUUUGUUAAGAGCAACCUGCCCAAUAGGCCUGGAGAGCCCUCCUGUCUUGCCAGAUACUCUGAACAUCUGAAAAGCCCUGCUGCCUGGGACCCUUGCUCCUGGUGUCCCUACUCCUUCUCAUCUUGUGCCUCAAAAACCCAUUGCCUUCAACCCCAGCUCCUCUGGGACAGCCUGCAUCAUGCUAGCUAUGAGCUCUGUAUUCUGAACCCCAAAGAUGGACAGCCGUGAGAAGGUCCCCAGUGCCACCCUGCCUGCUGGCCCCACCUGUGCCCCUGCACAGUGGCUUUGAGGCUUUUUUCCAUAGCAGGAAAGCUCUCUUAGGACCCAAGCUUCCACGUCCUGAUUGGUGUGUACUCCCAUGCCUGGUUUCACAUCCUCAGCACUGUUAACAUUUGGAUAGGGGAAUGCUUUUCUCUUCCAGGUUUUGUACUGUCCCUGGCCAGCUGGACACCUGUAGCACUCCCUAGUCAAACCAACACCAAAUUGUCUCCCAACAUUGCAACAUGCCUCCCAGGGGGAACUCAGCCCAGUUGAGACCCAGUGCUCUGAAUUGACAGCUUCCUGCUGGCUUUUGUCACCAUCUGUCUCUGACUCCUCUUCCUCUGCAUCCAUUGGCCUGCCAGACUUGUCUCCCACUCAGACUUGGUUCAGUGUUUGCUUCACAUAUUUUCCCCGUCCCCCAGAUUCUUAGGACUCCACUGCCUUUCGAGACUGUGGCUGCAACAGUAUGGGACUGUGUGUGUAAAACUCAUGGCAUAAUGCCAGGCACAGGAAGUACCUGAAGUCGUCUGCCCUGGCUGCCAUUGGGGUGGCACUGGGGGAGGUGGGGAAUAUAUCAUGCAGUUAGUUGCGUCUGAUUUUAUUCACAGUUGCCCACAGCUCCACCCACAGUCUAGCAGGCCCAGGCUUGUUGGGUGGACCAGCCUCUUUCUCUGUCACCAGCUGACUCCCUUCCCGAGUGACUCAUUCUCCUUCCAUCCACAGUGACUUUCUUCUCCAGGUCUUGGUGUGCAGCUGUCCAGGGCAGGGUGUAGUCCGCCCUGCACAGAGCGUGGCCUACCUGCACCAGGGGAUCAGCCUUCCCAUUGUCUCAGUGACCUGGCUGACAGGCCACAGUGUCCCGAAACAGAGGCAACACCUCCUGUUUUUUCCCCAUAGGUGCCCAAAUGUGUUCCUCGCACUGAUGUCAUGCAGUGGGGGGCUUCCUCAAGGUGGCGGGGUUCUAGUGGCUCGUGUAUUGGGUGGGUGUGCCCUGACCCCAGAGCCCAGUUCACCGGGCCUGUCAGAGCCGUGGAGUGUGUGUGAGGCAUGGAGACUGGCCUGUGCUCCAUUUCUACCUCUCCUGGUCCUGCCCUCAGCGUCCCUGGCACAUGCCGGAGGGCCCUUGCCCUGUCCACUGUGUCCUUCAUGAGUCUUGAGUCUUUUGUGAGUGGCAUGAUCCAUGUGCACGGUGUGCACGUGUGUGUGUGCGAGGGGGCACAGGAGUCUUGUCUUGUCUCCGUGCUGUGUGGGCAGAUGAAGGUUGGCCUGUUUUUACUCUCUCUGUGUUUUUCCUUGUCUUUUUUUUAUUCCCUCCUCAUCCUCAUCGCACUCUGCCAUCAACCCAAACUCUCAUCUAUCAGAUCAGCGAGAAGGUUGGUCCUUUUCACUUCUUACCCAUCUACAGUUCGCCCGUCGAUGGGAUGUACCCGUCAGUAGGGACCAGCGGGCUUGGUCAACUCCCUCAUGCUCUCUCCAGCUAUGCCUGCCCGCUCAUCAGCCUCUGCUUGUCAUUGCUGGGCCAGCUGACAGGCAGGCAGGACCUGGGAUGGGUGGGCAGGCCCUCUGCCCUGCAUGCUUCUGCUGCUUGCUUCCCUGAUGCACCAUGUGUCUUGCAUGUCCCCUUAGCAGGCCUCCCCUGCUGGAGUGGUAGGGCUGGCAAGUUGCAUGGCACAAGCUCUACCCACUCUCUGUCCCUGGGCCGGACUAGCUGUUUGCCUUGGGUGGUGCUUAGGAGUGGUUGGGGGUGUUAGGUUCAGAGGGAGCCAUGGGAGCUAUAGUGCUAGGCAUGUACCUGGGGAGCCUUCCACAAUCUUCCACUUAUAUGGAGGCUGUGCUUGCCUAAAUGAAACCAAACAAUGAGGAAACAAAGGGAAGAAGCUCAUACAGUGUAGGCUGUUCCUUUAUAUCCCCAGUGCAUGCAUGCCCUUGCUCUGUCCACUGCGUCCUUCAUAAGUCCUAAGUCUUUGGGACGGAAAAAGAAGUUCUGCAGUGUCUAUGUUAUCCUCAAACUCUCUGGAACCCUCCCUGAGGCUUGAGGAGGCAGGCCAAGGAGGGCCAGUGUAAAGUCAAAACCAGUCCUGGUCGGCCCUGGGGAGUUUUGUGUCCAUGCCUCAGGGUGAGUGGCAUCUUCUUGGCUCCUUGCAAGUUCCUCCACUGUUGUCUUUUCCCAAAUCCAAAUUCGUAUCAUCCCACCGGCUCAGGCCUCUCUGCCUGAGCCUCUUGCCCCAGGUCUAUCUGCAGGUGGAGUGUCCUCAGAUUGGUGCUGACACUGAGAGUUCAAACCCAAGUUACCUAAACCUGGGGUGACCUAGCAGUCAGCACAGCCUAACGAGGAUGUGUGGGAGCCUCAAAGUGGCUCCUGGCUCAGCCUCAGCUAGGAGGGCCUCCUGGAGUUAACCCAAGCCAGGUCCAGAGCCAUCAGGUUGGAGCUCAGUUUUCAGCCGCCCACCCUAGUGCUGGGCUGGCUAUCAUUCUGUGUCACAUGAUGUGAGGUAUCAGAGGAGACUGUCCUGCUACUGGGCUUUGAGGGUUCAAAGCUGAAGUAGAGGACAACCUGAGCCACAGGGAAUAGACCCAAGCCACCUGGUCCCCUCUGCGUCAUGUGCUGUGGCUUGAGUUUCCUCUGUGGGAGAGAGGGCGCCUUGGAAAGGAGGGCUGCAGACAGGGCUCAGAUAUCAGCCCCAAGCAUCCAUCCAUAUGCACUUCUGAGCUCUGGGGCAUUUUGGUUACACCAUUUUGCUGACCAGGGAGAUCUGCCUGGGUGUUCAGAAAACAGUCAUCAGCAGACAGCCCAACCCUUAACCACUCCCCCUAUUUCCCUUCAUGCAUCCUCUGGAUCUUUUGUCCCUUCCCUUACCCCACUCCACCCCCACCCUAUAUGGUCCCACCAGAAAUAAGCACAUGCACAAAUAUUUAACGGGAAGGAGAAAUGAGUUUCUAAAUAUUCCAGGGGGAUUUUCUGGGCUGGUAAUUUGUUUGGCGCUGAUAAUUGCAUCUUACAUUUUUCCAGCUUUACUUAAAACUGUGUACUGGGUGCGCCAGCAUUUAAUUACUGCUCUGCAGCAGCCACAAGGUUAUUUAUUAAAGAGUUAUUUUAUCUUGAUACAGUGGAUCCUACCCCUUAUCCCCUCCUUAAUGUUGUGUUAUUUUCAUCAGAGAAAUUUCCGAGAGUGAAUGCAGAUUGCGGGGCUGCCUCCCCCUGUGAUUAGGCUGUCACUCUUCUGAAUGCUGAUGCCUCUGGGCGCUGCACUGCCCUAUUAUAGGGGGUUGUCAGCGCAAAUAAUUAGACUUAAAAGUUACAGCUGAAAUAUAAUCCAGAAAUGGCAGGGCCCUGUUUGGGAAAUUGUCUAUAAAAUGUCAGCACUAAGGAUGCACAGGGAACGGUAAUAGACCGGCAUUGUUGGAGCCUGAGAUUACACUUUAAGUGCAUUUUUCCCAGCCCCAGUUUUUACUUCCUUGCUGUUGGUUGAGUCCAGAGUGAGUCCUGCUCCUUUUGGAGGCCUUGCAUUUAUGACAGCAGGAGAAGGUGGUGGGGCUACUGCAGUGAGGUACCCGUCAGUCCUGGCUGUUGUAGUGAGGCCCCAUCACACUGGGAAUACUAGAAGCUUGUCUCUCGCCUGUUUUUCCCCUACCUUUUCUCUAUAUACAUGCUAACCUCCCCGGCCCACGGGAAAGAUGAGUAUGAGAUGCAGGAAACUGCACUCCAGGAUUUUUUGUCUUAUGUCCGGAGCUCUGUGUCCUUGUGAAAGAUGAAGGUGCUACAUCUGGGGAUCUCUGAGGCUGAGAUCCUUUUGUGGUAGGAUGACCUUAAAGGUCGUAUCUGACCUGACAUUGAGCCCCAGCCUCUGGAAUCCUCUGUACCACCAUCCAGGAGGGAAAUGUAAAAGCAAAACCAUUCUUAUUGUCAGUUCCCUCAGGGCCUCAAUUUACUGACACUGCCUAGAAUCAGAUGCUUUUAAAGAAGUGGCUCAGGAGAUUGGGGUGAUCUCCAGGGCAGAUUCAUAAGGUCUAUAAUGGAGCCUGAGAAUCCUGUCGUCCAGCAGCUCUCUGGAGGUAAAGUGCAGUCACAUUUCUGAGCUGCUUAGCUUUGACCCUAAGGUUUAUUAGGCAAGAGCCUAUUUCCUUCAUUGGGCUGUUGGUUCUGGCAUCUAGGGACCUGAUGUAGCCUCAGGAUUCUUCCAUUGGCUAGAGUUAUGAUGUCUCCCUGGGCACAGGCUGCUAAAGUCCCUUCCAUGUACCAGCUGGAGCUGCAUCUUCUCCCAGUCUUAGCUUCUCCCUGUAGCCUCUUGGGUCUGUUUUAUCACCAGGGCUCUGAUGGGUACGUUUUUGACAACAUAGAUCUACUAAUACUAUGAAUAGGAAAAUGGGCAUACCACUUCCUAUGUUAGUGUUAAGUUUGUUCCCAUAUCUGUAAUUAGGAGAUGAUGGUGUGAGAACCUUCCCGCAUAGUAAUCCUCAAGAGUGGCUUCCCCUUGAACCUCUUCUCAUGCCCCUUGGCCAAGAGGAAAUGGGGCAGCCACUAGUUGGGAGGACAGAGAACUGGCCAGUAGUGGCUGCUGUGCUGUGCUGGGACCCUAUCCACCUGUGCCUCACCUCCCAGCACCUGCCUUGUAGUCCAGUGCUGGAGCCAAAGGAGCGCCUGCACCCCAGUGUGGUGACAGCUGUGGUACUUGCUGGCUUUACCUUUUACUAGGUUAAAAGGGUGCUAGAAGGGGACUGUUUGUUGCUACUGGAUACUUGCCAGUUAAGCUCCAUCUAUUCUCUGCAGUGAGAGCUGCUGUGUCUAUGGCAUGCUGUUACCGUCAGUGUGGACUCUCAGCAUUAGGCCAGAUGACAGCAACCCACUUACAAUGGCAUAGCAGAACAAGUGUCUCAUAGCAGAACAUGUUACAAAACUAAAAACUGUAGAAAUAGAUUUGAUGUGGGGAGUAGGGCCAGAACCAGGUAUUUAAACAAUUUCAUCAGGCUUCGUCUGUCUUUGUUUGCAAGCUGUGCUUUCUGCUGGUGACUUCUUUGUUCUUGAGCAGGUUCUCCUAUGCGUUGGGAGAGGUUGUCCCAGCCUUUCUAAGCUUGGCUACCCCAUAGUAAGAGUAAUUUACUUUUCUGAUAGUUUGUACAAAUGGCCAAAGAUUUGGGUUUCGGCUUUCGCUGUGAGCGUCCGCGGAGGCUGGCUUCGGGAGCUGCCUGGAGUAGGGUUCUGGGUCCAGGCCGCUAGAUGAGAAACCUGGGGCCGUGAGAGGUGAAAGGAUGAGUUACUCAAGUCACACAACUAAUUAAGUAACAGAGCUGGAAUUAGAACUCAGGUUUCCUGCCUUCCAAGUUAGUUAAAAUGAGUCUGCGGAAGCAAACUCCUAGUGACUUCUUAAAGCAAAUCAUCGGAAGGCCAGUUGUGGUCAAAUUAAAUUCUGGAGUGGAUUAUCGAGGGGUCCUGGCUUGCCUGGAUGGCUAUAUGAAUAUAGCCCUAGAGCAGACCGAAAAGUAUGUAAACGGACAACUCAAGAAUAAGUAUGGGAAUGCGUGUAUCUGAGGAAACAAUGUAUUAUACAUAAGUACACAGAAGAGAAGGAUGUGAAGACACCAAGGAAGCAGUUCUCUUCACAUUUGGAGUAUAUUUUUUUGAAAUACUUUCUAUUUUUUGGUUCAUUUGUGAUGAAAAAGUUUGUGAUGUCCUGCCUUCACAGUAGUUGGUGAUUUUUCACUGACAUGUAAGUAAAGUGAACAUGUAAAAUUAUGGAUUGAAUUUUUAAAAGUUUUUACAUUUAAGUUUCAGUCAUUUUCUUUUACUUCUGUGUCAGUAUACAAAAUUCUAAAAGAAUAAAAAACAUACCAAAAUCCAAAAAAAAUGGCCAAAGAUUGGUUCUUGUUAGCCAGGUCUGGGCCACAAACCCCAUGUCCUGAAAAUGGAGGAAAAGUGCUCUUUGUAAAGAAAAUGAGGAUAGGUCUUGGGCUGUAGCUCAGCAGUAAAGCACUUGCUUAGCAUGUGUAAGGCCCUGGAUUUGAUGCCUAGCCAAAGAAUAGAAGAGAAAAGGGAGUGGUUCUGGAAGAAAGCAGAACUCUGGACAUCCGCAAGACACUGCUCUCCCUGUGAGCUCAGAGGUACUGAGUCAGUCAUCAUGGCUCGCUCAAAGGACUGCUGGUGUGACUGUUUCUGGAGGCUCACAGUGUGGCACGCUGUGGAAGGAACUGGAAGCAGUGCUCGGCAAAGCUUUGUAGGCAGUAGAGAAACACUGGGGAACCAUGCAGUAGCUUGCUAGACGGGGGAAAGACGAGUCUGUGAUGUAUAUAGAGAGCUAGGGGAGUGGGCAGAAUAAGGAAGACCAAUGAAGUACCUCCCUACAGGUACUCAGGGAGUGAUGGUGAUGGCCAUCACCCAUGUAUUUGUAGAGAAAUAGAGACUUAAAAGAUACAGCACUGAGAGGCCCAGAUGACUUGCUGAGCCUCUGGGCACUAGUUUGAUCCCUGAGCCGGUGGUUGUUCUAGUUGUUUCCAGCUCUGUGUAAUCUGCGACUGCAUGAGGUACUCCUGAUGUGGUACCACAAGUGCUCUGCAUGCCGGGGCUUAGAAACCAGUACUGUCAGUGGUGUCAGUGGGUCACUUAGCCUUGCUCCCUGUCUUCUCCAGUGCAUAAGGAUGCUCAUGUAGGACAUACCCAAGCCUCUGUCCACCACCACAUGAUUGAUCUGCAUGCCUGCAUGGCUGUAUGUGGCUUCCCACUUGGCAUGCUCUGGUGAAUGUCCGUACCAAGCUUGCAACCUCAUGGGGUAGUUUUAAGUUGCACCUUGGAGUGAGAAGUUCAGAACAGCUUCUGGUCAGGGGAGUCCAAGGCUGGAGGUUGUGGCGAAGCACAGCCACUCUUCCCCUUGAGACCCUGUUCGCUGACACAGAAAGCCAUCUGUUCGGCAUCCUCAUCAUGUUACUGCCAUCAUCAUGCCCAUCCUGCCCGUGGACCACAUCCCUGGCCCACUUCAACCCUGGCCCUGGUCCUAGCCCUGGCCCAGCCCUCCUAAGAGGCAGCCUCUACCCUAGGUCAUCAAGUUGUCCCCUGAGCAUGGCUGAAGCCCAGCAGGUGAUUAUGCCACUUCCUCUUUUCUUCCUUUGGGCCAUGGAGGUUGAUGCAGUGACCCCAGAGAAGGUGGCUCUGUCACUCCUAGACUGACCUGCUGCCCACCCCAGCCAUGUUCUGAGGACCCUUGCCCUAGGCACUCCAGUGAGCCCCUCUGGAGACACAUGGGGAGUUAGGACAGGGGCAAGCAGGGGCUGUCACUGGAGGGUAGCUUGAGUUGUCCUGACCAGGCCUGGAUCUUACAUUAUGUCCAUAUAUAUCCAUGGUCCUUUCUGGGCCUCAUUUACCUAGGAUGUAAAAUGGGAGCUUGGAUGUGAGAGCUGAAUGCAGGGGCUGCUUCUAGCCCAAAAUAGGGUGGGAGAUGAUGAUCCAUGGCCUGGGGAUGCCACCCCUCCUAUUUCCAAGCCUGGGCUGGGCUCUGACGGGGGGACUUCUUGAAUGAGGGGCCCCUGCCCUUCUGUCUACCCUCGUGACCUGCCUGGCCUGUGAGUACCUCUCUCCCUCCUU